AUGGCUGAGACUCUGCGACCCGUGUUUGUAACAUUGCAUAAUACGCAGGCCGUCUGGAUCAAAGUCGACGAGGCAAAAUAUCGGCAUGUUGGGCUUCAUGGCCUGGAUCGCGUGAAGGAACGAUCUAGUGACGAGGUCUGGGUAGCCUUUGGCCUGGACUCCAGCCAAAGGUCGGAAAGCGGCUUCCUUUUCGAUGACGAGAACCCAUUUGGUCGAUGCAAAGUUCAUGCCGACGACGUCUCUGACCGAAGGGAUGAGAACACCCUGGUCAUCUCGGCCAAGGUUCAGCGUGAAGGCCAAGUCGUCUACCAGUUGAUCCACAUUGGCCUGACUGCCGAAGAGCUCAACGUCUUGGUAAAAGAUGUUGCUGAGAUCGAGUCAACCCCUACCAAGGCUCCCGCGAGAACAAGCAGGAGAAAAUCACCGUUUGGUCAGUAUGAUGCCGCCAACCAAUGCUCGAUGCGAAAGACUCAGGAUCUUCAUCACUCGGGCUUGUCGACGACACACCAGUCAGUCAACCUGCGACCAAGGCAUAUUGACAAGUUCAUGUUUUUGUUCAUUUUUACCAAAUUUACUGGCUUCUCGCGGCGUGCUCCCUGGGAACCGAAGAAAACCUGCGCUGGCUCGGCUGGUGCCAGGACGUCGAGCCUGAUAGGGGAUGGAAAGAACACGGCCAUGGAAGAGGUCGUCUUGCACUUCACGGAGAAUGCCAUCGAUCCUUGCAAUCACAGCUGCCGCGCUGUUGUGAUAUAG
Messenger RNA from Verticillium alfalfae VaMs.102, 753 nucleotides. RefSeq lists its product with no specific name. The record is from RefSeq and is a predicted model, not a curated record. The coding region runs from base 1 to 753 and encodes 250 amino acids. NCBI's taxonomy places the organism in Eukaryota, Fungi, Ascomycota, Sordariomycetes, Glomerellales, Plectosphaerellaceae. The transcript has 3 exons.